This is a messenger RNA of Aquila chrysaetos chrysaetos, 1314 nucleotides long. Its product is annotated as C-type lectin domain family 2 member A-like. Bases 236 to 853 code for a protein of 205 amino acids. Lineage: Eukaryota; Metazoa; Chordata; Aves; Accipitriformes; Accipitridae. The transcript is spliced from 6 exons. The record is from RefSeq and is a predicted model, not a curated record.
AAAAGUGCUGUGAUGAGCAGCACUGAGGUUUUGGGGAGAUUGUGAGCUUUUUGGCUUUUUAUUGUAGUGACUGGAGGACCAUCCUGGCAAAGCUGUGGGACAGAGAAGGACCUGGCAGGUCCCUGGUGCUGUGCUGCAGUCUUCAGGUGUUCUCGACCCUGCUCGCCUUGUUGCUGGUGGAGUUGAGGGACGUGCUUGUCCCUGGAGGGUCCUGCUGUCCGUUGGUGGCACCAGGAUGGCAGAAGCUCUUCAGGAUGCAGGUGAAGACUCGACUGCUACAAUGAUGCCAUCACAGCAGAGAGUGGAGGAAGGGACCGGUUUUAGCCUCAAGUGCAUUAAAGACAAAAAGGUCCCCAUCGGGGUCACUGUGGUCAUAGCAGCGUUGCUUCUCACCAUAAUCGCGCUGGCAGCUAAGAAAUGCCCGUCCUGUCUAUCCUGUUCCUCUCCUGUGCUUCCCAGCUGCCUGGAAAAUGGGAUCAGGUACAGGGAGAAGUGCUUUUACUUUGUGGAGGACGAAACGGACUGGAACAGGAGUCAGAUCUCUUGCCUUUCUCUCGGAGCCCAUUUGGCCACCAUCGACACCCAGGAGGAGCUGCACUUCCUCUUGCGCUAUUGGAGUUCCUUGCAUUACUGGAUUGGUCUCCACAGGGAAGGCUCUGGACCUUGGAAAUGGUCCAACGGGUCUCUCUUCAGCAACCGGUUUGAGGUCCGGGGCAAGGGCCAAUGUGCCUAUAUCGAUGCUGACGGGAUCAGCAGCGACUGGUGCUCCCAGAUGAAAUACUCUGUCUGCAGCCACCCACAAAAGCACCCUAGCAGGAUUCAGAAGGAUUCAGAAAUCCUGAAUUUCACCUGAAAUUUCCCCGUCGGCAGAGAAGAUCAACCACAAGCUGCUAUUAACCCUACACAACAUGGUAGUGAGUGUCCCAAUGGUACAGUUUUGUUUUAAUUUUAGCUUACAAAAGCAGAAACUCCUCAUGACGAUGACACAGAGCCGUGACCAAGGGAUCCUUACUUUAUUCUGACCACUAGAGUCUUUCCAGCUUUUGUGGACUUGGGAAUAUCCAAGAGGCUUGGAAAACUCUCUGCUUUGCUGGCAGGUGCCGUGCUGCAAAGCUCAGUCCUGCUGGUUUUGGUGUAUUUGUUUUUUGGUGGAUUUGGAGGAGCUGGAGGUGAGGGGCAGAAAUGGAAAGUGGAGAAAUGAAACAGAAUUGCUUCGGAGUCCACCCUGGCCAAUGCUUGGGAGAAGACCCCAGCCUCGACAAGGAGCCACCAAACCGCUGCUCUGGGAUGUGUUUUGGUGUCCUGGCGAGAUGC